AUGCGACACUCGCUUAUGACAGAAAACCUCACGCCGCUGAUGCCUUCGGACCAAUUUACGAUAAUGCACCACUCUCAGCAGCCCAGUUCCUCUGCCGCUGCUGCCGCUGCAGUCACUGCGUCCCUCGGGUUCACCUCCGAGCUCAUUCACGCUUCCAUCGUCGCCGCAACACAAUCGUCCCAGUCUCAGUCCCAGAAUCGGUCUCAUUCCACCAGUGCAUCAACCCAUCAGGAACCUAUGAGUAACAACAGCAGCAACAGCAACAGCUGUGGAAUCGACUCCAAUAGCAGUAGCAAUGGCAACCACACAGCAUAUCAGCAACCACCCAAGAAGCCUCGCAGCACCACUUGUGUUUCUGCCCCGAGAAUGUCCCGGUCCUCACUUGCGACACUAGAGUACUCCGUCCAUGCUUCGCCACGAAGAAUGACCCGGGAUCUGGGAACAGUCUUCCCCAACAAGGACCUUUCGAACUUGCUGGUCGUGCCAACAUUUCAAAGGUGUCAAUACGAAAUGGUCGCAUGGGAUGCUGAGAUUGCCAAGGAAAAGGACGACCGUCUGGACGAUAUUGAAAUGGGAAAUGUGACCCAGGGGUUGUUACAGCGGGGCAAUGGGCCUCAACGCAAUUUGCUGGAGAUGAGUCGACCUUCAGAUACGUCGGAUGUUUCUCUAGGUCUGUUUAUUGACCACUCUUUCUUCCAUUGCGGCCUCCAGUUUAUUAGAUGGUCAACAGCACUCCAUGAUCGUCUCGAGAAAUUGGGCUACUGGUCUGACAUGACAGAUCCAGCAUCCGGCUUUCCUUCCUUCAGUGAACGCGGAAGAGACGUGUAUCCGGAUGUGGAGGGAUGUCAACUGCUGCUCAGAUAUGAUUUCCAGAACGCAGGAUGCUGCAAGGUCUUGUUGCACCCAAACUGGGGUAGCAAGAUCUAUCCUGCCACGUUCUUCACUACCUCACCUCUUGACAUCCUCCUGCAGGUUGUGGAGCAGGUUGAGCAAGAGUAUCGCGCAACGGAGCUGGAUACGGCACAUCUUUAA
This is a messenger RNA of Gamsiella multidivaricata, 1032 nucleotides long. RefSeq lists its product as uncharacterized. Gene Ontology annotation, biological process: cobalamin metabolic process. The coding region runs from base 1 to 1032 and encodes 343 amino acids. NCBI's taxonomy places the organism in Eukaryota, Fungi, Mortierellomycota, Mortierellomycetes, Mortierellales, Mortierellaceae. The transcript is spliced from 3 exons. The record is from RefSeq and is a predicted model, not a curated record.